Molecule: messenger RNA, 918 nt
Organism: Stylophora pistillata
Lineage: Eukaryota; Metazoa; Cnidaria; Anthozoa; Scleractinia; Pocilloporidae
Product: thrombospondin-2-like
Source: RefSeq, a predicted model, not a curated record
AUGGCUCAUUUGCCUCAGUAUAAGUAUCCUUGUGCUUAUUCAGUGAGACACCACAUUGUACGUCUCGGACUGAAGAGCAGAAUAGCUGUAGCAGACAUCAAAGUGCAACAGAGAGAGACUGUUCCCGAAGAUAAGAAAGUUGAGUUCUCAAAAGAAACUUGUCCAUUUACGGGCAGCGUGGCCUUCUCUGUCUGUAUAUCUCUGAAAAAAAGGCAGCUUGCUGCUGUUAAUGGCGGAUGGAGCAGCUACGGACCGUGGGGACAAUGCAGUGCUCCCUGUGGGGGUGGAGCACAAGAACGCUCACGAACCUGUACGAAUCCCCCUCCUUCGGGUGGUGGGGCGCAAUGUGUAGGGCCCAGCAAAGAAACACAAGCCUGUAAUACUCAUGAAUGCCCUGUUAACGGUGGUUGGAGUAACUGGGGAGACUGGGGACAAUGUAGUGCUUCAUGUGGUGAUGGGCAGCACGCACGCUCACGUACUUGCACCAAUCCCCCUCCGUCAGGUGGUGGAGCACAAUGUUCCGGAGACAGCCAAGAAACACGGACUUGCAAAAACGGACCAUGCAAUGUUAAUGGAGGUUGGAGUGACUGGUCAGAUUACGGUGAAUGCAACAAGACCUGUGGCAGGGGGAGGAAAUAUAAAUAUCGUACGUGUACCAAUCCACCCCCCUCAAAUGGCGGAAAAGACUGUCGAGGAAAAGCGAGGAAGGGCAAGAAAUGCAAAUUGGCUUCAUGCAGAGACAAGUUCGUUUUGGAAUUAAGGGAUACACAUAAUAGGAAAAAUAACAGCAAAAUUAUCGAUUGCUUGGAAGAAAGAAUUAAAAAUAUCAUUGAAAAGGACAAGACUACAAACCUUUUAGAGAUAGUGGUCCCAAUGGACCGAGUCACAAAUGUGACAUGGUUCCUAACUGGGUCUUAA